Messenger RNA from Triplophysa dalaica, 2646 nucleotides. RefSeq names its product mannose phosphate isomerase (gene mpi). The coding region runs from base 130 to 1482 and encodes 450 amino acids. The transcript has 9 exons. Gene Ontology annotation, biological process: carbohydrate metabolic process; GDP-mannose biosynthetic process. Gene Ontology annotation, molecular function: zinc ion binding; mannose-6-phosphate isomerase activity. Lineage: Eukaryota; Metazoa; Chordata; Actinopteri; Cypriniformes; Nemacheilidae. Gene Ontology annotation, cellular component: cytosol. The record is from RefSeq and is a predicted model, not a curated record.
ACUGGGUUUUCAAACGGGUUUGUGUCGAAUCCCGACAUCGUUUAGUGGCUUAAUCCGCCUUUAGAGUCCGAGCUGAGCGGUACCGGAGCUGAGAUCUGUGCUGCGCCGUUUCCUCUCCGCACUUCCGCGAUGAGUUUGCCCCCCCAAAAUAGCAAUAGGAUCCUAGAGGCUCGUGAUUGGUUUGCCAACACUGACGUCAUACACGUCGCAAACAUGGCGGAAGUAAAAGUGUUUCCUCUGUGCUGUGUGGUACAGAACUACGCGUGGGGUAAAGUGGGUCUGGACAGUGAGGUUGCGCGUCUCGUGCUCGGCGGAGAUCCUCAGGCCGUCAUACACGACGAUGAACCCUAUGCAGAGCUCUGGAUGGGCGCUCAUCCCAAAGGCGACGCUCUCAUCAAAGACAACCGGAUAUCCCAGAGGACACUGGGGCAGUGGAUUGCUGCUUUCCCAGGAUGCCUGGGGUCAAAGGUCAAAGACACAUUCCAUGGGCAGCUACCCUUCCUCUUCAAAGUACUGUCCGUCAACACGGCUCUGUCCGUCCAGGCACAUCCAAACAGAGAGCUGGCGGCUAGACUUCACGCUCAAUUCCCGGAACAUUACCCUGAUAGCAACCACAAGCCCGAGAUGGCCAUCGCCCUCACGCAGUUUGAGGGGCUCUGUGGCUUUCGGCCGGUGGAUGAAAUCCUCGACUUUCUCCAACAUGUGCCGGAGUUCCGUGCACUGGUGAGCGCUGAAGCUGCCGAGGAUCUCCGAAGGUCUCGGGAUGAUCCCGAGCGAACAUCUCACGCGCUGAAGAAGUGUUUCACACGCAUGAUGAACUGUGAGAAGAAACUGUUGGUGGAUCAACUCAACGUUCUGGUCAAACGCAUCUCUGAGGAAGAGGCAGCAGGCAGAGACACAUCCAGCAGUAACGGAGAACUGUUGCUACGGUUACACUCACAGUAUCCGGGAGAUGUGGGAUGUUUCUCCAUCUACUUCCUUAAUCGUAUGGUUCUGCGGCCGGGCGAGGCCAUGUUUCUGGGUGCCAAUGAACCUCACGCGUAUCUUUCUGGAGACUGUGUGGAGUGCAUGGCAUGUUCUGAUAACACCGUCCGUGCCGGACUGACUCCCAAAUACAUGGAUGUGGACACGCUGUGUGAGAUGCUGAACUAUCGUCCUGCUCCGGCCAGCGCCAAAAUCUUCCCGUGCGUGCGGGACCACUCGGACCCCUGCGUCUACCUGUACGACCCACCUGUUGCCGACUUCUCCGUCAUGAGAAUACAGAUAGCUGCGUCAGUCCAGCAGUACACAGUGAGCGCGCUGGAAUCUGCCGGCAUCCUUUUGGUCGUUGAAGGAGAUGCCGUGGCCUCCUCCGCUGCGGCGCUCUCUGACAUCACUCUACAGAGAGGCUCUGUGCUUUUCAUUUCAGCCAAUGAGAGUGUCUCUUUACAGGUGACGUCGUCGUCGGGCGUGACCAUGUUCCGAGCCUGCUGUUUACUGUAGGACAGAAUCUCUUGACGUGUUGCAGAAUAACUCCGAGCUUGACCCACAUGUUUACGGUUCAAAUGAUUGAGCUUACAAAAUAACACUGAAAUAUAAAUAAUGAAGCCGGUGGAAGGAUGAAAUGUUUCUGUAUGUCGUUUCGAAAUGUAUAAAGCUGGGAGUUCAUGUACAAUGCAAAAAAUGACUUUCUUGCUGAAUAUCUUUGUCUUGUUUACCAGUACAAAUGUCUAAAAGUUCUUGAAUCAUGAUGCAUUAUCUCGAGAAACAAAAUUACCCAAGAUAAGUGUUGAUUUUAGAUAAAAAAUAUGAAAUUUCAGUGAAUAUUUGCUUAAAACAAGCAGCUAAAUCUUCUAAUGGGUUAAAAGAAAGUAUCUUGGAUUAAAGUUUACAUUUUUCUUAGUCCAUAAAUUCAAGAUUAUUUUUCUUACCCCAUUGGAAGAUUUUGCUGCUUGUUUUAAGGACAAAUUCCAUAUUUUUGUUGUAAAAACAUGACUUAUUUUCUUGGGUAAUUUUGCUCAUCGAGAUAAUGCAUCAUGAUUCAAGAAUCUUUUGACAUUUGUACUGUAAAACAAGACAAACAUACUAAGAAAAUAUGUUUUUUAGCAGUGUACCAGUUUUACCGCAAAGUCCACAUGAAACCAUGAACACUGUCAGCUCCGGCGGUGAAUGAGAUCUUAUCUAUGAUAUCACACUAUAGACGUUUAAGAACGGGUUUUGAGAAAGUAAAUAAUGUAUGUUUGUUUUGAGAGAAGAUGCACGACUGAUGCAUGAUUUCUCUCACUCUGGCCAUUAGGACUUUUGCACAUACCAUAAAAACACAAGUCCAGAGGGAGGACAGGAACAUCUGUGCUUUACAAUCAAAUCUGGCUGAAACCUAACUUUGAGGAAUUUCUCUUUUUUCAGAUCACAGUUUUUCAUACUGUUACUGUUGAACAACAUUAAGACAGUUGAAGGGUUUUAUUGGUGAGACUGACCAGUUUCUUCUUUAUUCCUGUAACUGUUGUUACACUAGCAGUGUGUGAUUAUGAUGAGCACAAAGGAUUCUGGGAAUUUCUGGGUAUCUGCCUCUUUAAAUGUGAUUCUCUAAAAGAGGGAUGAGAGCAUGUACAUGUAUGAAGCAUGUGUUUGAGUGAUGUCAUGUGAAAUAAACACUUGUGUACUCUU